Closterium sp. Naga37s-1 is the source of this 2337-nucleotide messenger RNA. The record is from the annotation of a GenBank genome assembly. Lineage: Eukaryota; Viridiplantae; Streptophyta; Zygnematophyceae; Desmidiales; Closteriaceae.
AUGGCUUCUCACGCGGCGCUCGUAUCAGGCCCAAUUCACGCGUCCAAGACUCGACGGGUUGCUCCUGACUCGCCUCGCCCCGUGAGCAGAUCACCGUCGAUGGCUUCUUCUCACGCAGCGCUCGUAUCAGGUCCGAUUCACGCGUCCAAGACUCGACGGUUUGCUCCCGAGUUCCCUCGCAAGGCACCUCGAGUUCGUAGUAGGUUCUACAAUGGAGUGUCAGAAACCGUCCGACCCUCAGAGCAGCCUCGUCCUUCUCGUCCUUGCAGCAGCCGCUUUCCGCCUCUUCGUUCCCCCUCCCUGCUCCUCGUCCGCCCAUGCCUCUCCGCCCUGCCAUCCGCCCUUCCACGCGUGUUCACAUUGUUGCUCCAACAGGGCAGGCUGGGUUCAAGUGACGCACUUCACCCGUCCUCACCCAAGCCUUCCCUGGCCAAGCCUGUCACAGUGGGGUGGUCCGAGCCUCUGCUCGAGCCUCGGACACUCGUCUCCCCCUCGCUUGACCGUCCUCUGAUUCCCCUGCUUGCUCUGCUUCCGUUGCUGCCACUGGUGUCACUGCUUGUUUCGCAUUGUCCCCGGCGAAACAAUGCAGCAGCGGACAAUGCCACUGGUGUUCAAGACACCCUCCUCAGCCGCAUUGUCCCCGCUGCUCUCUCCCAUUGCAGCGGCAUUGCUGCUGCUCUCUCCCAUGUCAGCAAGCUCCUGAGGGGCGGAGUGCGAGCGCUGCUGCUGUCUACCCUGUUCUUCGUCCUUCCCCCAUUUCACACCUUUUCACAUCGCGCGUUUCCUCCACCCCUCCCAUCCCAACGUGCACUGCAAUCAACCCACUCAUGUUCCGCAGACGACGUGAUGUUCCUGGCAAGAUCCGAUCCGAUUCCAAGCACUGGCAGCACCAGCAGCGCCUGCAGCGCCUGCAGCACCAGCAGCAGCGCGGAGGAUGGCAGCACUCGCCCGGCAUCCUCAUGGCCGCACAAGCCUCGAGUGGGGGCGUGGCUGUCUUUUGAGGCGCCUCAAAAGUGCAGCAGCGCGGAUGGCAGCGCCUGCAGCAGUGCGGAGGAUGGCAGCACUCGCCCGGCAUCCUCAUGGCCGCACAAGCCUCGAGUGGGGGCGUGGCUGUCUUUUGAGGCGCCUCAAAAGUGCAGCAGCGCGGAUGGCAGCGCCUGCAGCAGUGCGGAGGAUGGCAGCACUCGCCCGGCAUCCUCAUGGCCGCACAAGCCUCGAGUGGGGGCGUGGUUGCGCCAACUUAAGGAGAGGGGGAGGAUGGAAGCCAAGUUGAGGGGGAAGGCCAAAGAGAAGCCACCCGAGGCGUACACAGAAACUACGGCAGCGGGUUCAUUGUCAGCAGUGCUCAGCUCAGCGGCUGGUGCUCACCAAUGCGCACGUGCUGGAUGCUGCUUCUCCCUGACGGUCCUGCUUCUCCCUGACGGUCGUCCCUUUGCCACUGAGUCAACCGCACUGCAUCCCUCUGCAUACCUAACACUGCUUCUCCCUGACGGUCAUCGCUUUGCCACUGAGUCAACCGUUCUGCAUCCCUCUGCAGACCUUGCAGUGCUAAAGCUUGCUGAUUGGGUGAUCUCGGUGGGAAAUCCCGUGGGGCUGCCUGGCAGCAUCAGCCUGGGCGUCAUCAGCAGCCUCCACCGCACCGCUGCUCAGGUGAGAUUGCAACUGUGGAGGGUGGGGGAUGUGGGAAGGGGGAGAGGGGGAAAGCAGACCUACACGGGUUCACGUGGGACUGCCUGGCAGCAUCAGCCUGGGCGUGAUCAGCAGCCUGCACCGCACUGCUGCUCAGGUGGGAGUGCCCCACUCUUCAUUCCAUUUCUUCCAAAUCGACUGUGCCACCAACCUGGGGAGCUCUCCUCUCUCCACUCCCACUCCUUCCUUCCCGUCUCCCUCUCCCUCUCCCUCUCCCUCUCCUCUCCCUCCCCCUCCCCCUCCCCCUCUCCCUCCCCCUCCCCCUCCCCCUCCCCCUCCCCCUCCCCCUCCCCCUCCCCCUCCUCCUCCCCCUCCCCCUCCCUCUCCAUCUCCCCCUCCCUCUCCCUCUCCCUCUCCCACUCCCUCUCCCUUUCACCGGCCUCAGGUGGGAGUGCCGCACUCCUCCCUCCACUUCUUCCACAGACUGUGGGAGUGCCGCACUCCUCGCUGCACUUCUUCCAAACAGAUUGUGCCAUCAACCAGGGCAGCUCAGGCAAUCCUCUCGUGAACGAGUUUGGGGAGGUGCGUGCUGCUGUUUCCACCUUGCUCCUCUUCCCCAUGAGUGAGAACAUGUGGGACCUCACGCCCGGUCGGAUGCUGAGGGAGUGGCAUUCGCCAUUCCCAUCAACCAUGCUGUUUGUGAGCUGA